Molecule: messenger RNA, 3219 nt
Organism: Dioszegia hungarica
Lineage: Eukaryota; Fungi; Basidiomycota; Tremellomycetes; Tremellales; Bulleribasidiaceae
Product: Sds3-like-domain-containing protein
Exons: 8
Coding region: 1-3219 (1072 amino acids)
Source: RefSeq, a predicted model, not a curated record
AUGUCGACCCGCUCAUCCCCACUUUCUUCCCCUGCUCUCUCUCCUGCGCCCAACGACGCCCUCUCCGAAGUCCUUCCUAUGUCCUCCCAGCAGGCCGACCCCCGCGGCCUUCUCUCGCCCCUCUCCAGCUCAAGCUCCCUGAGCAACGAUGACGAGCUCGAGCACCCACCCUCGAGCCUCCCAAACGGAUCGGAGGGCGCCGGUUCUCAGGACAGUGACGGCGAAGGAGGCUCUGGGAGCGAGACCAGCGCGACCGUGCCCCUCGGGAGUCAGCACAGCGAUAGUGACCUGACCGAGGAGUCGGACGACGAGGAGCUACCGGGUCCUCCGGUAGGCAUCAGGCCGUCCGUCGUCCCAGAGAGCGUGGCCGAUAGCGGUAUGGAUGUGGAUGGCGAGGACGGAUUGACGCCCCAGCCAAAUCGAGCAAAGACAACGAUGUCGGCUUCUUCCACACCCCACCCGGCUCCAAUCCAUUCGCGCGGUCGAGCUGCCCCCAAAUCCCCCUCCCUUAGCCCGCCGCCACCAGGCGAAUCGGCCCGCGCUGCAGCAGCUUCCAGCGCCAAAGAGUCUUCGCCGGGCGGUAUUAAGCGCAAGCGAGAUAGCGAGCCACCCGCUCCGAGUCUGCCUCGGACGAACGGCUUCCCCACCCCGCCUGACUCGAAUACCGAUCCCAAGCCAAACGGGCACGUCAUAGGCGUCGGAGCCGAAAUGGACGGUGGACCCGAAUCACUGUCUCCGGUCAAGCCUACACGAGUCGCCGAGGCCGAGGACCUACCUCUGCCAGAGAAUGAGGACCCCGACGCCCAGAUGGCGUUCCUCGAAGCGAUCGAGUCAUUUGACUUUGAGGAUCUAGGCGGGGAUGGCGGAAAGAUGGACGAUGUAGUGGAGGUCGGUGCAGCUGAGCCAGAACAGCCAGUGGAAGGCGAAGGGGAUUCAGGGGACACCCUCGAUGUCGCAAUGCGCGAUGAGGAUGGCAAGGUGGAGGAGGACAUCGCUCGUCCCACUGAGGAGGCCGAGCCGGAGCGCCAAGCGGGAGGCAUGGAGGAGUUGAUGGAGGCUGCAGAGGCGUCUGCUCAGGCAGAACCGGUGGAAGAGCAGGCGAAGGGGGCUAGCAAAACGGAUGCUGGAGACCCUACCGAAUCGGCACCUGCCACAGCUGUCAUGCCGAACGGAGCCACCCCCUCACCACUCCCAACGGAGGAAACCAUGCCGCCUCCCCCACUCUCAAGGAAGAACUCGGCCGUCGUCUCUGCGCCCUCAUCCUCUGCCGGACCCUCCACUCUCCACCCCAUGGCGCACGCACACUCGUCCCACGCCCCACCGCCCAGCCAGGCGGCGAUGCGGGCGCUGCUCCAGCUCGAGCUGAAGUUUGCUGCGCUACGGGAUAGGCUAUACAUUGAGCGGAUGGAGGAGGCGGCCGAGGAGGAGGAAAUGAUCUUGAAUGGAACCCAUCCCGCGCUGCAAAAGCUCCACAAGACCCUCUCGCACCGCCGAGAACGGCUGCAUGAACUUGCUAGCCGGCGGCACGAACAAGCGCUGGAUGAGCUCAAGGUGGUCAGGAAGUCGGAGCAGAAUGCGGUCUGGUCAUGGUGGACAGACGAGCGUGAUCGGAUGCACUGGGAGGAGUUUGAGCAGACAUGGAGUAAGCGCAGGAGGCUCGCUAGGGAGAAGAAUGAGAUUGAGUCGGUGCGAUGGGCGAAACCGGUGCCUAAAGUUGGAGAUCCAAGAUUUGGCAAGAGCUUUGAUUGGUCGGCUGGACCUAGUCCGGCGAGAUUGACGGUGGACGAGGGCAAUCACGAUCUGGCAUUGAUGGAGCAUCGGCAAAUGCAGCUCUCCCGCCAUGCAUCUCCAGCCAUCUUCCCACCACUCCCAAAUUACCCCAUGUCACACCAACAACAGCCGCAAAAUCAACAACCAGCCAAUCAGUACGCUUCCGUCCCGUACGCCGCGGGCCCAACGUACGCCGAGGCCGCCGGCACCAGCUCCCAGACCGCAAAUAUCCCCCAGACAUACGACUCUCCCCGGGUACCUUCUUCGGGCGCCACACCACAAUCUCGCCAAAACACCUCGAACACGGCGCAUCAAUCCGCGCCUACGUCCCGGCAAGUCUCAGGAUCUGCCCAAACGGCGGCGUUCGGCGGUCCCGGCCUGAUGGACCACUAUGCGUAUCCCCGGAACGCGACCGCUCUCGGUCCCACCUCGAGCGGGUCCAGCAUCUCCCUCUCUCAGCCUGGGCAGUCCCUAUCGCAUUCCCAAACACAGCAACAACGGCGAGAGGGUCGAACUGUACCUACCGCCUCGACAAUGUUCGGCCCCAACUCCACUCCGAAUGCCAACUCGCCUAUCGCGCAGUCGUUCCCCUUCAACCAAGCCCAAAAUCAGGCACAUACCGCUUCGCACCCCGUCAACCCGAACGCCCCGAGUAACGCUCAAAGCCAGGGUCAGAACGCGAUCUCGAAAGAGGUCAAAGCGGAGUCUAUGGACUACAGCAGUCCCUGGGGAAACCGGAUGCACGUACCUAUGGGCUUCGGGCUUGGCUUUGGCCUAGGCGGUGGUGGGAUAGGUGGUGGAGCGGGCUUCGGGACGCUCGGGUCCUCAGCUGGCGGUAUGAGGGAUGGGACGAGCCUGCCCAGUGCGGCUGGACCUGGGCAAGGGCUGGGGCAGAGUGCAUAUGCUGCUUCUCUCGGCCGGAAGCAGGACGACAAGGUGGGGAUGUCGACGGUGAAUGGGGUGAAUGGGGUUAUGACCUCUGCGAGUACCCCUGGUGGUGCUUGGGGAGCCAAUGGAGGUUCCAAGAUACACCGCGGUGCGGAAGAUGUCGAGAUGGGGAACGGACUCGAUCGAGAGCGAGAGCGGGAACGAGAUCGGGAGAGGGAGGAUGCGAGACACAGAGAACGGGAGCAGAGGGAUCGCGAGCAGCGGGAGCGAGAAGAUAGGGAUAGGGAUAGAGAGAGGGAGAGGGAGAGAGAUAGGAUGGAGAGGGAUAGGAUGGUGAAAGAGGAUAGAGAUAGGGAGAGGGAAAGGGAUCGACCCAAGUAUCCUGGACUGGCGGAGUAUCUCGGAGGGUCGACGAACCCGCUCGCAACUGUUGGUCUUGCGCGUAUGGGCGUGAGGCCCGGUGGGAUACUGAGUCCACCUAGGAGUGGUGUCUCGAGAUCACCAUUCACUGCUCCUCCACCUGUCCCGGCGCCCAAUACCCAGACCGUUUCGCGGACCUAG